UGAGAGAGGACGAUUAAGGUGGGGGUUAGAUAGGUUGGAUGUCUCGCUUGACACGCCAUUUUGUUUUGUGUGGUUUUGUGGCGUUUUGUGGCAUUCUACGCACUAGUUUGGUCCGAGAGGUAGACACCUCAAUAAUUUGCGCUGAUUUGAUAAACAGCGACUCUUACGAAGGUAGAAAAUGUCGCGCUAUCGUGAAUGGGAUCUGUCCUGUAAGGUAUAUGUUGGUAAUCUGGGCAGUAGUGCAAGCAAACACGAAAUAGAGGGUAAGUUCAGUAAGUAUGGUCCACUGAGAAAUGUAUGGGUAGCCAGAAAUCCACCUGGUUUUGCAUUUGUGGAAUUUGAGGAUCCACGAGAUGCUGAAGAUGCAGUGAGAGGACUCGAUGGAAUACACUUGUGUGGCACCAGAGUGCGAGUAGAAAUGUCAUCUGGGAGAAGUCGACGAGGCGGUGGUGGUCGCAGACCCGGUCCUAGAUAUUCCAGAUUCUACCAGCGUCAGCUCCUAGCUCUGCUCGUCUCCCCGCCACUACUACUACUGCUACUUCUUCUACUACCACUACUACAGCCACCGUGAAAAAGCGUAUUCGUACGCGAAAAAAGCAAAAUUGUCAAUCUCGCAAUCGUCGCCAAUCGAACAAAACUGAACAAAAAAAAUAUAUAUAUGCCUGCCUGCCCACUAACUUCCCAAUCAACCAAGUCACCAUCAGUCACCACCAAGUCACCGAGUAUAUAGGAUGCCGUCCGUACGUCUGUCACGUCACGUCACGUCGCCCGUCGAAGUUGUGCGUUGUGGUGUUGCAACAACGCGCACACAGCACACAAUGAUGCAACAAUUGAAACAACGUUCGCGUGCUGCCGGAGUACCGUCAGUGCCGAGAAUAUGCCAUCUUUAAAAAAGAAAAAAAACACCUCUUUUGUUGCUGUCCCCCCGUUCGCCGUCGUUGCACUGCAAAAACAAACCGUCCGUCGCUCUACUACGAGAUUCUCCCCUUCGAUAACCACCACAACUACUAGUACUACUACUACUACUAUUACUACUAUUUACUACUACUACUCUUCCACCACUACCACCAUCACCACUACCAACCACCAAUCGACCGAUCACCGGCUGUUGUUGUGAUCUACCUUCUUCGACUUCGUCUCAGCUUUAGCCCGGGGGGGCAGUGGUACGCACCGAGUUAAUCGCCACAAAAAAAAUCCGCCACCGUGAGAAAAACUCCACUCAUCGGCCGCCACCAUCUUGAACGAAUUAAUCACGCGAUGC
Molecule: messenger RNA, 1261 nt
Organism: Nylanderia fulva
Lineage: Eukaryota; Metazoa; Arthropoda; Insecta; Hymenoptera; Formicidae
Product: RNA-binding protein 1-like
Molecular function (GO): RNA binding
Source: RefSeq, a predicted model, not a curated record